UCCACUUCCACUUCCACUUCCUCUUCUUCUCCAAUUUCAUGGACUCAAUCUUCUCUCCAAAACCUCACACCCUUUCUCUCCUUUCUUGUUCUCCAAUCUCCUCUUCUCUCGUUCCUCGCCGCCAAUUCCUCUCCGGUUCUACCCAUUCUUUACGGCCUCCUUGCCUUCACUCGCGGAGGAGAUGUCGAAAUAUCGGCUUUCAAUUCGGCGGCAACACUUCAAGAUUUGUUCUCAGAGCUUCUCUUGACUCGCAAACGGUAGUUUUUGCAUCCGUUGUCACUAUCUCCGCUCUUACAGUCGUCUUUCUUGAAUUUUCCAAAAGAAAUACCAAUGCCAACGCCAAGUUCAAGGAGAUUUCAGCUGAGUUAACUCUUGCUUUGCGGCGACAAAUAAGACAUGUGAUGAACUGGUUUCCACGUCAUGUAUUUGCUCUUAUAAACAUACAGGAGGAGAAAUCUGUCAAAACCCAAAUGAAGGAAGUAACCAAAGUCAGCAAAGAGCGUGAGGAUGGGAGGACAGAUGUGCUGCAACAUGAUGGAACCUAUUUGAUACAAACGUUCGUUACCAACAAUAUUGAGUCUCUAGAUACUAAUCAGUUGGCUCCUAGUUCCAAUGGCUCUUUGACCUUGGGAGCAUCUGUACCUAAUGCACACACUGAAUCAGAUGCAGUUCCAUCUUCUUUUGUGGCAGAGUCGAAUAACAUUUAUCUGCAGGAAAAUCUACGGACGACUAAAAUGAGAAACAUAUUGACUACAGAGGAAGUCAGAGAACCUGAACCUAUUGCACACACCGAAUCAGAUGCAGUACCAUCUUCCUUUGUGGAAGAGUCGAAAAACAUUUAUCUGCAGGAACAUCUGCAUGAAACUAAAAUGACUAACAUACUGACUACAGAGGAAGUCAGUUCAGAGCAUAGUGUUGCUUUGUUUCCUGCAAUCAACAUAGAUAAUAGAACUGAGAAAACCAAGAAAAUGGACCAGGAACUGAUGACGAAGGACGGAUGUAAGAAAGCCCAUAAAUUUGUCGCAGAUGAUGAAGUCAUUAUCCACAAUCUUAUUUUCAGGGACUCUACACGCGAAGAUCUUUACUCGUUCUUUGAGGCAUCUAGCAAAAGUCUAAAUGGGCAAGACGCAUUGACUUCUCGUGCUUCCCUUCAAGGCAUUGGUGCCUUUUCACCCCCCUCAAAAGUAUUUUCAGUACGAGCAGAGGAUUUUGAGGAGAAAAGGUCUCAUGGAUGUUAUAAAGAAGGACCAUUCAACAAAAAGGACUUUGUGAAAAGAAUGCAGCAUUUCACUAAUAAGGAAAAGAGUAUCCUACCGGACAAUGAUGCCUCAAAACAAUUACAGAUUCCCAAUCCAAAGGCGAUCCAAGUGUGUGAUCGACCUAAUCCAUCCGACCAGUUCAGGGCUUACCGCCAUUUCCUUAGAGAGGGCAGGUUGAUGGACUGCAUAAAAAUCCUUGAAGAUAUGGGAAGGCACGGUUCACUGAAUAUGGAUAAAGUGUACCAUGCCGGUUUUUUCCAAGUCUGUAAAAGUCAAAAGGCAGUGAAGGAAGCUUUCCGUUUCACCAAGCUUAUCCGAAAUCCAACUCUAAGCACGUUCAAUAUGCUUUUGUCUGUAUGUGCAAGCUCCCGGGAUUUGGAGCGUGCUUUUCAAGUGCUUCAACUUGUUCGUGAGACUGGACUGAAACCCGAUUGCAAGCUCUACACUACUCUUAUAUCAACUUGUGCAAAAGCUGGAAAAGUUGAUACCAUGUUUGAGGUUUUUCAUGAAAUGGUCAAUGCUGGAGUCGAGCCAAAUGCUAAUACAUAUGGUGCCCUCAUUGAUGGUUGUGCUAAAGCUGGACAAGUUGCGAAGGCCUUUGGUGCCUAUGGUAUAAUGAGAUCUAAGAAUGUGAAGCCAGAUCGUGUUGUAUUCAAUGCUCUUAUCACAGCUUGUGGUCAAUCGGGAGCAGUCGAUCGUGCUUUUGAUGUCUUAUCAGAAAUGAAGGCAGAAGCACGACCAAUAGAACCUGAUCAGAUUACUAUUGGGGCAUUGAUGAAGGCAUGUGCAAAUGCUGGUCAGGUUGAUCGAGCUCUAGAGGUUUAUCGUAUGAUUGAUAAAUGUGAUAUCAAGGGAACACCAGAGGUUUACACAAUUGCUGUAAAUUGUUGCAGUCAAAAUGGUAAUUGGGAAUUUGCACGCAGCAUUUAUGAUGACAUGUCCAAAAAAGGUGUUAAUCCAGAUGAGAUGUUUAUCAGUGCGCUGAUAGAUGUGGCAGGGCACACAGGUAAGUUGGAAGCUGCAUUUGAAGUUCUAGAAGAAGCAAGGACUAAAGGCAUAAAUUUGGGAUCGAUAUCAUAUAGCUCAUUGAUGGGAGCCUGUUGUAAUGCAAAGAACUGGCAGAAGGCACUAGAAUUGUAUGAGGAUAUUAAAGGCAUCAACUUAAAACCAACUGUUUCAAUGAUGAAUGCAUUGAUAACUGCAUUGUGUUAUGCUGAUCAAUAUCAGAAGGCUCUGGAAAUUUUUUCUGAAAUGAAGAGAGUGGACCUAUGCCCUAACACCAUUACAUACUCCACUCUUUUAGUGGCAAGUGAAAAAAAGGAUGACCUGGAUGUUGGUCUCAUGCUUCUUUCUCAUGCUAAAAAAGAUGGUGUUGCCCCAAACCUUGUUAUAUGCAGAUGUCUUCUUGCUAUGUGCUCAAGGAGAUUCCAGAAAGCUUGUACACUUGGUGAGCGUGUCUUGUCUAAGAACUCUGGUCGCCCGCUUGACAGUAAAUGGACAUCGUUGGCCUUAAUGGUCUACAGGGAAACAAUUGGAGCUGGUGUGGUACCCACAAUUGAGGAGCUAUCACUAGUUCUGGGUUGCCUACAGCUUCCUUGUGAUGCAUCCCUAAAAGAAAGACUUAUUGAAAAUCUAGGAGUAACCGUGGAAACAUCAAAAGGCUCAAAUCUUUGCUCUUUGAUUGAUGGAUUUGGUGAAUAUGAUCCCCGUGCCUGUUCAUUGCUUGAGGAGGCAGCUUCAGUUGGAAUCGUCCCAUUGACUUCCUUUAAGGGAAGCCCUAUUGUUGUCGAUGUGAGGAAUUUGCAUAUUCAUGCAGCUCAGGUAUAUCUUUUGACUGUCCUAAAGAGUCUCAAGCAUCGUUUGGCUGCAGGUGCAAAAAUACCGAACAUAUCCAUUCUACUCCCUGUAGAGCAGUCACAUAUUAAGACACCCACUGGCGAGAAAACAAUUAAGAUUGCUGGAAGGAUCAACAGGGCUGUUGCAGCACUUUUGAGGAGGCUUGGCCUGCCGUACCAAGGGAACGAAUCGUUUGGGAAGAUUCGAAUCAAUGGUGUUAUUGUGAAAAGAUGGUUCCAGCCAAAGCUCGAAUCCCCUUUUAGUUGGGAACAGACCGGUUUCAGCUUCUCCCAGACACGGCUACGAAAAGGAAUAAGCCAUCAACAGCGUACUAUUCGAACUGGCGAUUUGUCCUUAGAUUAGGAGAAGUACAAGGAGGG
This is a messenger RNA of Solanum stenotomum, 3475 nucleotides long. RefSeq names its product pentatricopeptide repeat-containing protein MRL1, chloroplastic. The record is from RefSeq and is a predicted model, not a curated record. The transcript is spliced from 19 exons. Gene Ontology annotation, molecular function: protein binding. NCBI's taxonomy places the organism in Eukaryota, Viridiplantae, Streptophyta, Magnoliopsida, Solanales, Solanaceae. Bases 39 to 3458 code for a protein of 1139 amino acids.